This is a messenger RNA of Brienomyrus brachyistius, 5103 nucleotides long. RefSeq names its product cAMP-specific 3',5'-cyclic phosphodiesterase 4A-like. NCBI's taxonomy places the organism in Eukaryota, Metazoa, Chordata, Actinopteri, Osteoglossiformes, Mormyridae. The coding region runs from base 908 to 4801 and encodes 1297 amino acids. Gene Ontology annotation, biological process: signal transduction. Gene Ontology annotation, cellular component: nucleus; perinuclear region of cytoplasm; cytosol. Gene Ontology annotation, molecular function: calcium ion binding; 3',5'-cyclic-AMP phosphodiesterase activity. The record is from RefSeq and is a predicted model, not a curated record. The transcript has 32 exons.
AGGGAGCGAGAGGGAGUACGACGUGAGCACCAAGAGAUGACGAGGGAGGCGCAAUGGUGUAUUCUAAAUACCAUAAAACUGCUGCCGACAACCUAGAAAAAGGGGAAAAUAGAGGCCGACCGGACAAGACAAAUAGCAGGAGAGACUUAAACAUUUUUCGACUGGAACCGGUUGCUGUUUCCAAUGCUUGACGGGUUAAAAUAAAGAAAAUGAACAACAGAAGGUGUUUUUUCGCAGUUGUUUAGAUAUAGCCAUAAUUAAAAGCCGGAGUGUCAUCAUAUAAAGCAGUGUUACGGAAUAUUUUAACUUGAAAGAGCGAUAAUCGUAUUUAAAAAAUUGUGUUGUUUCUUCGUUCGUUAUAGCUCCAAAUUCUCGCGUUCCGGAUACUUUUUUAUGGAUCCGUUUAGAAAAGGAGCGAUUACGGGUGAGCUUUGAUGGACAGGUGCAGCCGCGGGCGGCAAUAAUACCUCGCAGCGCUGCGCCAGUGGUCUGUGAUUCUGCAAUAAGCGACUGAUAAAAAGCAAUAAAUUGCGCUGUAAAUAAGUGUUCCAUUGCGCCAUGGGCGAUGAGGCGACUAACUUCGGGAGAAGAUACGCUCGCUAUUGUCUCCAGUCAUCUGCCCCGUGGAUAUUCUAACGGUUUAAAUGAUCGGAUGUGCACACAGCAACUGAUCUUUCUGGGUUUAUAUAAAAAGAAAACUUUUGAUUGGAUUUUGACUGGAUAGCAAUAUAUUACACUACCGAGAGUAGCUCUCAACUACGUCUGACAGCACUGUGAUCUUAUUUUCAUGAUGGAAAUAGAAAUUUAUUUUUGAAUUUAUAAAAUAAUUCAUAGCCAAAUUAGUUAGUUUUGAAUAUUGUACAUAGAGUCAGGUAUUUUACUUUUAAAGGAUCGUUAUAUUUGCACUAUGAUGGAAACGCCACCUUGCUCGAGGAAGAGCUUGUCUUUGUCUUUGCCAGUGCCCCGGGAGGGGCAGGCCACCCUCAAGCCUCCGCAACACCUCUGGAGACAGCCCCGGACCCCAAUCAAAAUAAAGCACCGUGGAUACUCGGACACGGAUCGGCACCACCACCCACAGAUCGAGCGCUCCAACGCGGUGGACACAAGCGACCGACCCGGGCUUAAGAAGACUCGGAUGUCGUGGCCAUCCUCUUUUCAUGGAACGACCAGCACGUCUAUCGCUAACUGUGUGGGAAAUAAAAGAUUCGACGUGGAGAAUGGCCUGUCCUCAGCACGCAGUCCACUGGACUCGCAGGCGAGUCCGGGGCUGGUUCUGCACCCCACCUUCCCACAGAGUCAGCGGCGCGAGUCCUUCCUGUACCGCUCUGACUCUGACUACGACACAUCCCCCAAGAGCAUGUCCCGAAACUCCUCCGUGACCAGCGAGGGACACACGGAGGAUCUCAUCGUCACCCCGUUCGCUCAGGUGUUGGCCAGUCUACGAACUGUAAGAAGCAACUUCACCAUCCUAGCCAAUGUCACCACACCUACCGCCAACAAGAGGACCCCUCUGGGAAGCACACCUACGGUUCCUAAGGCAACGCUUUCAGAGGAGACAUACCAGCAGCUUGCGCGUGAGACACUUGAGGAGCUCGACUGGUGUCUGGAGCAGCUGGAGACAAUCCAGACACAUCGCUCUGUCAGUGACAUGGCCUCCACAAAGUUUAAGCGGAUGCUGAACCGGGAGCUCUCUCACCUGUCUGAGAUGAGCCGCUCCGGGAACCAGGUCUCAGAGUACAUCUCCAAUACUUUCCUGGAUAAGCAGAACGAGGUGGAGAUCCCAUCACCCACGCAAAAACAGCAGGACAAACCCAUGUGCCACAUCAGCGGUGUCAGGAAGCUCACCCGCAGCUCCAGCCAAGCCAACCCCAUCGUGCCCCGCUUCGGGGUCAAGACGGAGCAUGAGGAUGCUCUCUCCAGGGAGCUGAACGACUUGAAUAAAUGGGGCCUCAACAUCUUCCGUGUGGCUGAUUUCUCUAGCAACAGGCCUCUCAGUUGCAUCAUGUUCGCCAUCUUCCAGGAGAGAGACCUGCUGAAGACGUUCCGUAUCCCGGUGGACACGUUCGUCAACUACAUCAUGACCCUGGAGGACCACUACCACGCCAACGUGGCCUAUCACAACAGCCUACACGCCGCUGAUGUCACGCAGUCUACACACGUGCUGCUGUCCACGCCCGCCCUCAACGCGGUCUUCACUGAUCUGGAGAUCCUGGCUGCUCUGUUUGCUGCCGCCAUUCACGACGUGGACCACCCUGGCGUCUCAAACCAGUUCCUUAUCAACACCAACUCAGAGCUGGCACUGAUGUACAACGACGAGUCGGUCCUGGAGAACCAUCACCUUGCCGUGGGCUUCAAACUGCUGCACGAGGAGAACUGUGACAUCUUCCAGAACCUGACCAAGAGGCAGCGACAAAGCCUGCGCAAGAUGGUCAUCGACAUGGUGCUGGCGACAGACAUGUCCAAGCACAUGAGUCUGCUGGCUGAUCUGAAGACGAUGGUGGAGACCAAGAAAGUGACGAGUUCAGGAGUGCUGCUGUUGGACCAUUAUACAGACCGCAUACAGGUGCUGAGGAACAUGGUGCACUGUGCGGACCUGAGCAACCCCACCAAGCCACUGGACGUCUACAGGCAGUGGACCGAGCGCAUCAUGGAGGAGUUCUUUAGGCAGGGCGACAAGGAGCGGGAGCGAGGCAUGGAGAUCAGCCCCAUGUGUGACAAGCACACGGCCUCCGUGGAGAAGAGUCAGGUGGGAUUCAUCGACUACAUCGUACACCCCUUGUGGGAGACCUGGGGGGACUUGGUGCACCCCGACGCUCAGGACAUCCUGGACACGUUAGAGGACAACCGCGACUGGUACCAGAGCACCAUCCCACAGAGCCCCUCGCCCCCACCAGACCUGGGGGACCCGCAGCUUGAAGGCUGCCUAGAAAAGUUCCAGUUCCAGCUGACCCUAGAGGAACCGGACCAGAACCACCUGACUGAGGACUGCUGCGCUGAAGAGGAGGAAGAGGAAGAAGUGAUGGAGGAAGAGGUGGAGGAUGAGGUGGGCCCUGCACCGCCAGCGGAGUCCGCGGGCGCCGAGGCGGGAAACACAAACUCCGACGGUACCCCUGAAGAAGAGGAGGCGUCUUCCUCCCCGCUCGAUGACUCAGGUUUGCAGACGGACCGCAAGAUGCUCCGGCUACAAGUGAUUCUGAUCGUGAGCCUGGGCGCUGCCUUGGGGGCUGCGGUGGAGGUGCACCGGCCUCGGGGGGUCCCGCUGGAGAAUCGACACUUUUAUGAUGAGAGCCGGCCCUUCACUUGCCUGGACGGCUCCCGCACCAUCCCCUUCGACCGCGUCAAUGACGACUACUGCGACUGCAAGGACGGCUCCGAUGAACCAGGUACGGCAGCCUGCCCCAACGGCAGCUUCCACUGUACCAACAGCGGCUUCCGGGCCACCUUCAUCCCUUCAUCGCGGAUCAAUGACGGCGUCUGCGACUGCUGUGACACGACCGACGAGUACAACAGCGGGGCCUCCUGUCAGAACACCUGCCGGGAGCUGGGCCAAAAGGAGAGGGAGACCCUGGAGAAGAUGGCGGAGGUCACGAGGGAGGGCUUUCUGCUGAAGCAGCAGCUGAUCGAGGAGGCAAAGAGGGGCCUGCAGGAGAAGCAGGGCAAGCUGUCCGAGCUGCAGGCCAGCAGGAAGGAGCACGAGGACAAGGUGGACGCACUCCGGACUGUGAAGGAGACCGCAGAGCAGCCAGAGAGAGAGGCCAAAGAGCGCCACCUGAAGGCAUGGGAGGCGCAAAAGGCUUCUCUCCAGCUGGAGAAGGAGAAGGCCAAGAUGGCUGAGGUGUUCCUGGAGCUGGAUGAUGAUGCAGAUGGCCUGGUGUCUGUGCCCGAGCUACAGACCCACCCAGAGCUAGACCCCGAUGGCGAUGGCACCUUGACCGACACAGAAGCUCAGGGGCUGCUGAGUGGAGCUGACAAGGUGGACUCUGCUGGAUUCCAGAACGUCUGGAGUAACAUCAAGGACAAAUAUGCUUCCGAGUCCCAGCCAGCCCCUCCUCCACCACAAGAACCCCAAGACUCCGAGCUCGACCAGGACAAGGAUUCCGGCAAGGAUUCCGAGAAAGAUGCGGACCAACCCUAUCCCGAGGAUGACCCUGGUGACGAAGAGGAUGACGAGGAGGAGGACGAUGACGAUGACGACGUUCCAGAGGAGUACGACGACAAGGCGCCCCCUGCUGGUCCGCCAGCAGAACACAGCGAUGACGGUGAUGGGGCCAUGCCGUCGUAUGACGAGGAAACGCAGGCGCUGAUCGAUGCUGCUCAGAAAGCCCGAGAUGAGUUUGAUUCAGCAGAGAAGUCCCUCCGUGAAGUUGACGAUCAGAUCAAGAGCCUCGAGAAGGAGAUCUCGUUUGACUUCGGCCCCAGUGCAGAGUUUGCCUACCUCUACAGCCAGUGCUAUGAGCUGACCACCAAUGAAUACGUUUACAGGUUGUGUCCCUUCAACCGCGUAUCCCAGAAGCCUAAAUACGGUGGAUCGGAAACCAACUUGGGGUCGUGGGGCUCCUGGACCGGACCCGAGGGCAGCAAAUACUCCACCAUGAAGUAUGACCAUGGGACGGGCUGCUGGCAGGGACCGAACAGGUCCACCACGGUGAAGCUCACGUGCGGGAAGGAGACGGCGGUACUGUCCACCUCGGAGCCCAGCCGCUGUGAGUACCUGAUGGAGUUCUCCACUCCAGCCAUUUGCCAGGAGCCUCCCAGCCUGGGGACGGUCGCCCCGGAGACCGAUCCCCAUGACGAGUUCUAGAACUGCUGCUGAGGAGAGCCCCCAGGUCUAUGGGACCAGAUCACUGCCCUCCUUUUCCAAGACCUCCUGAUACCCUCUUCUUGAUAUGUCCUGAGCACUUACUUCAUUUAGACCUGACAAGAAAAUCCUCACGGCUGGGUUUGCACUGUUCUCCUCACUGGUUUUGAGCUGAUGGGUCCGUUCCUUGCCCCUCCCACCGACAAACGCCCACCCAUAAAGAUACUGCUGUGAAAUACCCAUACCCCCCCCCCCCAAAAAAAAAAAAAACAGAUGUCUUGCUAAUAAACUGUAAGUGUCCGGUC